Messenger RNA from Mauremys reevesii (Reeves's turtle), 1576 nucleotides. RefSeq names its product thrombopoietin (gene THPO). The transcript has 5 exons. Gene Ontology annotation, molecular function: hormone activity; cytokine activity. Bases 460 to 1101 code for a protein of 213 amino acids. Gene Ontology annotation, cellular component: extracellular region. Lineage: Eukaryota; Metazoa; Chordata; Testudines; Geoemydidae. The record is from RefSeq and is a predicted model, not a curated record. Gene Ontology annotation, biological process: cell population proliferation; positive regulation of hematopoietic stem cell proliferation; thrombopoietin-mediated signaling pathway.
UGGGGCGCUAAGCUUCCCGCAGUCUGUGGGCAGGAGACGCAGACCCAGCGGGCAGUGAGGCUCGCCCGGCUCCUCGCCCGGCUCGUGCAGAGGGGGAGCUGGUGGGGCCGGUUCAUGGCACGAGCCGUAUCGCGCGCCAGCGGGUGAGCGCAGCGAGGUGGCUGCCUCCGAGCUCCCAGCCCGUGUUCAGGACUCCAGCCCUGCGAGCCAAGGAGGAAGCCGGGGGAAGCAGGAAGCCUUCCCAAGGGCUCACGCUCUGUGACCCAGUGCCUUUCCUCGGAGGUCAAGCAGCACAACAGGAAGCCUUGCUCUGGUCACUCGGCAGCAGGAGCCGUGUGGCGUCACUCGGGGGCUCUCCCAGCCCCUGCCCCGCGGUCCGGUCCUCGUGCCCCACCAAGAGCUGCCCUAAAUGGAAGCCGGACGGGAGCUGGACAGCAGCUGCUGGCCCCGGGGAGGAAGAUGCAGUACAGAGACGGCCAGCUUAGCAUGGAGUUGAACCGGCUGCUGCUCCUCACAGCCUUCCUCCUCCACAUCAAGCUGUCCAGGCUGAGCCCGGCCCGGCUGGUCUGCGACAACCGGCUCAUCCAGAAAUACAUCAGCGAAGCCAAGGACAUGGAGAAGAGAGUGAGCCAGUGCCAGGAGCUCCCGUCGCUAACCCAGCCCCUUCCUCUGCCCAUGGUGGACUUCAGCCUCCGGGAAUGGAAAACGAAGACAAAUGAGACGAAAAGGCAGGAGAUCCUCUGGGACCUGGCGCUGCUGGUGGACGCGGUGACCGCUGCGCAGGGCCAUGUGAGGCAGGAGUGUGCGGCUGCCCUCCUGGGGCAGCUCUACAAGAAAGCCAACUCCUUCCUCCUGCUCCUGAAGACCUUCAGCUGGCAGGUCAGUGCCUGGCAGCCGGACCGCGCCUCCCGGACAACCCUGCAGAGCCACCCCAGUGUGAUAUUUCUGAUCUACCGGCAGCUCGUGCAAGGCAAACUGCGCUUCUUGUUCCAUGACCUGGCAAAGGAUUUCUGCCAGGAAGGAAGCCGGGGGGUGCCAGAGCCCCCAAGCACCCCACGUCCCCGGCUGCCUCAAGGGGACAGUGAAAGCCCUGCCUGCUGAUGGGGGUGUCCACCAGACCACAGGUGGAGACAGGGUGGGAAGGAAGCAGAUCCUGGCCCCCGACUCUCCAGAGAUGGGGGGAAGAGCAGGGCAGAGAGGGCCCUGCUGGAGCAGAGGAGAGGUCACGCCCAAGGACGUUAACAGCUGGCAGAGGACGAGAAAGGGGGCUCCUUCAGCCCUAGAGAGGCCCCCCACUGAUGGGCCGGUGAAUGUCGACCCACAGCGAAGACUUGAGAGCUGAGCAAAGAGGGGCCUGGCCCCGAGACUGGGAGGGGCCAGAGGAUGCUCUCAGCUCUGCACAUGCCAGGAAAGGGAGAGGACUCUGCCCUCUGAGGAGGAGCUCCUGUGGGCACACGGCGAGGCAGGACUCGUUGGCAUGGGCCUCUGAAUCCAGUCAGCACACAUGCAACACGUGCGGACUCGUCCCCGCCCCAGCCCACGGGUGAGAACUCCCUGCCCGUCCACCAGCCCCGUC